AUGAGAAGGAAAAGUAAUAUUAUCUGGAAUGUUUGUAUAAAUUCUAGAUACUAUUCCCGUAUAGCUAAAGAUUAUAUUAUUAAAGAUAUGUCGACUUUAAAAAUAUACAAUAAAAAAGAGAGAAAAAAUAUAUUAAAUUUUUUUAUGUUUACCUUUUUAAUUUGGAUAUUACAAUGUUCUAAUAAUUGGAAUUCUUGUAGGUCAUGGCACUGCGAAAAUGACUUAAAUGUGCUAAAUUUAGGAGAAAAAAGAUCAUUAGCAGAAAAUAAGGGUAUAACAAAACAAAGAAACGAGGGAUUGAAAUUACAUGAAGAACAAGAUAUAAUAGAGGUAAAUUUAGACUUAGAUAAUAAAAAAAUUGGAAUAGAAGAGGAUAUAGAUACAAAACAAGAAAAUGAACAAGAGGAAAAGAAAAAUAAAAAAUUAAAAUUAAAAGAAAGUAUUUUAGGAAAGUGUAGAAAUUAUUUUAAACUAACUACCUUAUCUAUUAUUUUUCUCUUAUCAUUUUCUUCACUUAUAACAAUUGUAAUUGAUUAUAUUAAUCCUACUUUGCACACGAUUUUAUUGUUUUAUACAUUAUCUAAAAUAUCUAUUUUAAUAUUUUCGACCCUUAUACUGUAUGAACAAAUCCAAAAAAAACGUAAUAAUAAAUCUUAA
Plasmodium relictum is the source of this 657-nucleotide messenger RNA. RefSeq names its product fam-h protein. The record is from RefSeq and is a predicted model, not a curated record. Lineage: Eukaryota; Apicomplexa; Aconoidasida; Haemosporida; Plasmodiidae. Bases 1 to 657 code for a protein of 218 amino acids. The transcript is spliced from 2 exons.